Grosmannia clavigera kw1407 is the source of this 1371-nucleotide messenger RNA. Its product is annotated as major facilitator superfamily transporter multidrug resistance. NCBI's taxonomy places the organism in Eukaryota, Fungi, Ascomycota, Sordariomycetes, Ophiostomatales, Ophiostomataceae. Gene Ontology annotation, biological process: transmembrane transport. The record is from RefSeq and is a predicted model, not a curated record. Gene Ontology annotation, molecular function: transmembrane transporter activity. The transcript has 4 exons. Bases 1 to 1371 code for a protein of 456 amino acids.
AUGGCUCCAGAUUAUCCCCUUCCGGAUGAGCCAACGAGUCUUAUUGUAGACUUUAGCAGCCCGGCCGAUGAUUACAAUCCGAUAAAUUGGCCGACUUUUAAGAAGAGCUAUACCAGCCUUCUUUACAGCCUUACUAGCCUAGGCUCUGUCUGGGCAAGCACAGCAUACGCGCCCUCAAACGCUAAGAUAGCCGACGAGUUCGGCGUGUCCUCCGAGGUUGCUCUCUUAGGCACCAGCCUCUUGCUUCUUGGAUGGGGAUUUGGGCCGUUAUUCUGGGCACCUCUUUCUGAGGUAUAUGGACGGAAAUGGCCGGUGCUACUUCCGUUUGCCGUCUCUACAAUCAUGUCCAUCGGUACAGCCACGGCAAAAGACAUCCAGACGGUCCUUAUCACCCGUUUUUUUACUGGUUUCUUCGGGUCUGCCCCAAUUACUUGCACUGGUGGCGUCUUUGUGGAUUUGUGGAAGCCAUCGCAGAGGGGCAAUGCCAUAGUUGGUUACACCCUUUGCGUCUGCGGUGGUCCGAUUACCGCUUUUAUCCAGGCCGUCGUCCUCGUCCUAGACGUUAUUUUUAUCGACGAGUCGUACGCACCCGUCCUGCUAAUCGACAAGGCCCGCAUGCUCCGUAAGACGACGGGCGAGUGGGCGCUGCAUGCCAAGUGGGAGGAGAAGGAGGUGCGAGUGGUCGACCUGGCCGUUAAGUUUGGGCUGCGGCCGUUGCAGAUGCUGGCCACGCCUAUCUGCCUAGCCGUAACGGUAUACUCGUCGUUCAUCUAUGCCGUUUUUUACGCCAGCCUCGCGUCGUUCCCUAUUAUUUUCCAGCAGACGCGCGGCUGGGACGACCUGGUUGGGUCGCUGCCCUUUUUGGCCGUGCUAACAGGAAUCCUAGCCGGCGCUGUUGUGAGCUGGCAUAACCAGCGCCACUACAACUGGGCUCUAGCGGCGAAUAGCUAUAUGCCCGUGCCUGAGGCGAGGCUUCCGCCUAUGAAGAUCGCCUCGGUCGUGCUCGCUGGUGGACUCUUCAUUAUAGGCUGGACUUCUGCGCCCGAGCUGCCUUGGAUCGCUACCGUUAUCGGCGUUGCUAUGAUGGGUUUUGGCUACUAUACUAUCUUUACCAGCGCGAUUAACUACCUUGUUGACACCUUUCACCGUUGGGGGGCUAGUGCCUUAGCCGCUAAUACCUUCUCCCGAAGCGUGCUCGCCGCCAUCUUACCGCUGCUUGUGCGGCCUUGGUAUAACCGCUUAGGAAACGGCUGGGCCUUUACCGUCCUUGGCGUCUUUGCUAUUCUUAACAUCCCGAUACCAUUUCUCUUCUCUGCUUACGGGCGCCAGAUACGGGCAAGGGGAAAAUAUACAGCUAAUAUACAGGAAUAA